CAGAGGAGCAGCAGUGAUAACUGCAGGCAGGUGGGAAGAUUGCAGGGACUCCAAGCAAGCACUGUAACAAGGAAAUCUUCCUCCUCCCUGCCAAGCCUCCUUACAGCACAGGGACAGCUUUGCUAGGAAGUUAUGCUGGCUCCAAACCGGUGCAACAAACUGCCUGCUCUGCAAUAUGCUGCCAAUAUAGGAACACCACAGAGUUGCCCCCAGCUGCACAGCUUCAAAUGGCAGCCUCCCUCCUGGCUGCUUUUUGCCAUCCUCUUGGUAUCUUGGGCUGCCAGCUGUAAAGGUUUCCCACUGUCAUCAAAUGCUCUUCAAGAACAAGAACUGCAGCUGUGGAAUGAACUUGGCAAUGAUUGUUCUACAAUCCUGUCAGAUUCACUGGGACCCAGCACAUUAGAAGAGCUGUGUUUCAUGAUUAUGGGCAUUCUGCAGAAGUCUCAGGGUUCAGAUGAAAAAGAGGAGAGCAAAAGGUUCUUAUUUCAUUAUUCUAAGAGUCAUGAAUCAGGCAACUCAGACAUCACGUCGUCUGUCCUGCAUCCUUUGCUGCAACUUGUUCCUCAGCUUCAUGACAGAAGGAUGAAGAGGUUCAAAGCUGAAGAGGAAGUACAAGGACCAGGACUCAGCAGAGGUUACUUUCUGUUUAGGCCACGUAAUGGAAGGAGAUCAGCAAUUUUCCGUUAACAGGUUACUGAAGUGACCCAAACAAGCAUUCAGCUGACCUCCUGAAAUGGAAAUACAGUCUCCUUGACACCUGUGUAACUCUUUAACAAUCAAUCUAGAAUGUAAAGCUUACUGUUCCUAAAUUAUUCAUAUUAUUUUUUGGCUGAGGGUGCCAGAGUUUUCGUCAUUUGUUAAAUAUAUUAAAAGCAUAUUCAAAGAUAAUGUUUUUUUUUUUUAAGUGUUUCUAAUGUUUUUAAUUAUGGUGUAUAAUAGGAACAUGACUGAUGUGCAUGAGGCCUUCUCCUACCGUACAAAUACUGCUGCACUUGUUUAUUUUGAAUUGUAAAUAAAUGCACUCCUCUGAGUGUUGUUUUUAAGAUA
Molecule: messenger RNA, 1047 nt
Organism: Xenopus tropicalis (tropical clawed frog)
Lineage: Eukaryota; Metazoa; Chordata; Amphibia; Anura; Pipidae
Gene: nmu
Product: neuromedin U
Exons: 10
Coding region: 133-687 (184 amino acids)
Biological process (GO): regulation of smooth muscle contraction
Cellular component (GO): extracellular region
Molecular function (GO): neuromedin U receptor binding
Source: RefSeq, a predicted model, not a curated record